Necator americanus (New World hookworm) is the source of this 318-nucleotide messenger RNA. RefSeq lists its product as uncharacterized. The transcript has a single exon. The record is from RefSeq and is a predicted model, not a curated record. Bases 1 to 318 code for a protein of 105 amino acids. NCBI's taxonomy places the organism in Eukaryota, Metazoa, Nematoda, Chromadorea, Rhabditida, Ancylostomatidae.
AUGUCAGCAAUGAAAUGUCUCAUUUGUGAAGCUAAAGUGGAUGAAGGAUCAAGUGUUUGGCGUCACCAAUCUGCUUGGGAUGCGCCAAUGUUUACUUCAAUUCAGAUUCACGAACACGAGUUCACCCUAUUCCAUGACUUGUGGAGGCUAGCCGAUGCAUCAACUCAGUGUUUUUAUCCUCCAGGAGAAGUCGAACCAAUUUAUCGACCACUAAGUGAUGAAAGGCUUGGUUGGCGCUGGGACGGUCUCGAGCCAUUGAACGAUCGUGCAGUCACAAAAGAACCUCCUUCAGACUGCACUACCUCCACUAUUUGCUAA